Molecule: messenger RNA, 536 nt
Organism: Arachis stenosperma
Lineage: Eukaryota; Viridiplantae; Streptophyta; Magnoliopsida; Fabales; Fabaceae
Product: squamosa promoter-binding-like protein 3
Exons: 2
Coding region: 8-403 (131 amino acids)
Cellular component (GO): nucleus
Molecular function (GO): DNA binding
Source: RefSeq, a predicted model, not a curated record
ACUAAUCAUGGGAGAUAGUAGUUGGGGCGAGAGAAAGAGCAUGAAGUACAAUGAAGAAGAAGAAGAGGAAGAUGAAGAAUACCAAGACGAAGAUGAAGGAAAAAAGAAGAGAGUAGUAGUGGUGAGCAACAAGAGAGCAUCAUCAUCAUCAUGUACAUGUCAAGUGGAUGGUUGCAAUGCAGAUCUAAGCAUUGCAAAGCAGUAUCACAAGCGCCAUAAGGUGUGUGAGUACCAUGCCAAGGCUCACUCUGUUCUCAUCUCUCAACAACAUCAAAGGUUUUGCCAGCAAUGUAGCAGGUUCCAUGAGCUAUCAGAAUUUGAUGACUCAAAAAGGAGUUGUAGAAGGCGUUUAGCUGGACACAAUGAGAGGCGUCGCAAAAAUUCAUCAGAUUGCCAAGGAUAAGAAUUUCCAAUGAUAGUUAAGAUGAACUUCAAUAAUAUUGAAUCCAGCAGCAUCUAAUUGAAAUAAAUAAAUUUUCUGUUGAAUAUGGUUCCUGUUUAAAGUUUAAACUAAUGCUAUUAUUUAUCUUUGAGGA